This is a messenger RNA of Adineta ricciae, 861 nucleotides long. The record is from the annotation of a GenBank genome assembly. NCBI's taxonomy places the organism in Eukaryota, Metazoa, Rotifera, Eurotatoria, Adinetida, Adinetidae.
AUGACGUCAACGGCGACGUUCUUAGUGCAAAUUGCAUCUGUGCCGGGUAACCAAGUUGUUAAUCGAAAUGAACAAAGUAAUACGAAACAACAAAUCACAGCAAUAACAAAACUAGUUCCGGAACAUGAAAUUGUUCUUCGAUCAGGUUUUUCUCAAACAGCUCAAUGGGGUUUGGAACCGAACAUGUUCGUCGAGAUUCAUGGUGACGGAAAUCUAGCGCGUUUGAUUAGCGCUCUAUUUGGCGAAGCGUUCUGUCAAGAUGGGAUUGGCAUUGGUGGUCGAAAUGUCGAAGGUCAAUAUCAUUCAGUAUUGAUCGUCAAUUCUAAAUGGGAAAAUGAAGAUGAACGGGUGAAAUUUGUUUCAACAAUUCUCCAACACAAUCCGAAUCUCUCUGCACAACUUGAUAUCGAUGGUCAAUUAGCAUUUCAUGAUUAUUCGAUAUCUUCUGACUUUUCAUUUAAGGAUACUAUCUCUUUGAUAAAAAGUCUUGAUAAGAACUACUUGAUCGAAGAAAAACAAAUGAAAAGUGAACUGGUCGAUCGAAGUGAAUACGAUACAUUAUUAAGAUUACUCGAAUCAUCCCAUAUGCGUCGAGCGUUAAAUAUCUUAAGACAUGCACAUGCUCGACUGUUCUCGGGCUAUGCUUGUUGUUCAUUAGCAUUACCUUCACUGUCAAAAAGACGACGACAAAAGCGUCGUGAGCAAAAAAAUGAUAAACUCGAGAGAUAUAACCGACAUCCCGUAUCACCAUCACAUCUUUGUUCAUUAAUACUCACAUCCAAUCGUCCGUGUAUGUGUCUCACAGACGACAAUUGCUUUUGCCACUAUACUCUUGUUUUUACUACGCAUAUUGCCAGUUAG